Eucalyptus grandis is the source of this 1008-nucleotide messenger RNA. RefSeq lists its product as uncharacterized. The coding region runs from base 1 to 1008 and encodes 335 amino acids. Lineage: Eukaryota; Viridiplantae; Streptophyta; Magnoliopsida; Myrtales; Myrtaceae. The transcript is spliced from 4 exons. The record is from RefSeq and is a predicted model, not a curated record.
AUGAGGGUCGGUACCCGAGGUGGUCGUGUUCGAGUGCUGACUCAGGCUAGCGCGAGUGGAGCAGCACCACCUCCAGUUGGUGCUGGGGUAGCAGCCCCUGGUGAUCCGAGAGUGGACGGGAUCAUGCAGGUGUUAGAGACGAUGGGAAAUCGGAUGGAGCAACAAGCCCAUAAUCAAGCCGCCGCCAUUACCGCUGCCGCUACAGCUGCCACGAUUGCCGCUGCCAAUGCUGCUAUUGUUUCUACCGCACCUACUGCCAUACCUGCUGAGGAAUCGGAAAAUGCCUUUGCACUGUUGAUGUGCACCGAGGUAGAGAAGGUUGUCCUUGUAGUCUAUCAACUGAAGAGGAUUGCAAGCACAUGGUGGAGAGCCACCAGAGGGAUAGUGUUUUCGGAAGGUAUGGUUCCAGAGUGGAACGCCUUUGUUGAAGUAUUCAACGGCAAAUACUUCUCUGACUGUGCUAGAGAACUGAAGAUGGCUAAACUCCAGUGCCUUUGCCAAGAUAUGACGGUUGAUGAGCUGAAGAUAGAAGAUAUUGCAGUGGUUCAAGAAUUUCCAGAUGUAUUAUCGAAAGAAUUGCCAGUUGAAGAAGUGUUGAUAUUCUCUAAGAUCAACUUGAAAACGGGAUAUCAUCAACUAAGGAUCAUAAAUGAGGAUAUACCAAAGUUAGCGUUUCGUACUCAAUACGGCCAUUAUGAGUUCACUGUAAUGCCGUUUGGUUUAACGAACGCCCCAGCUACUUUCAUGGAUCUGAUAAACCAAGUGUUUAAGGAAUAUUUGAAUCAAUUCACGAUCGUGUUCAUCGAUGAUAUCCUGGUGUACUCGAAAAGUCCUGAGGAACAUGAAAGGUAUUUGAGGAUAGUACUCCAGACCUUGAGGAUUCACGAGCUAUACGCUAAGUUCAACAAGUGCGACUUUUGGUUAACUUGUGUUACUUUUCUAGGUCACGUGAUUUCAGGUGAAGGAAUCUUCGUGGACCCAUCCAAGAUCGAAGCAGCGAUCAACUAG